AAUCGUAGGACUGACUGCUCAGCUUCACUAAUCGAGGAUUAGCUACAACCGCCUGCAGUCUACAGUUCUGGGAGGGUUGGGUAGUCACUGCCGUUCACUACUCACCAUCUGUUAUUAUUAGCUCAGCUGAUCCUGGAGCGGGGCUCUUUCUCAGCAGCAGCGACUUUUGCAUUGCGCAACCAAGCAGCCUGCUCACACUGGGACCUCAGGUAAAGGUGUGGGAGUACAGCAGAGGAAAGCUCCUACUGUAGGCCAGGUAGGACCAAGUCGAUGGCCCUUUAAAUUAAAUCCACACCGUGGUAACACCACGCACUGAAGCACUGCUCCGUUUUCCGCGACUCAAUGUUCAAGACGGCCAAUUACCUGACGGUGGAUCCUGCGCCCACUAUCAUGCACGGUACUUGGUUUACCACGGGGUGCAGAGAAAGCACGCCGGCGGCGGCGGUGGAGAAACCUAAGAAAAAACCGUUCAGCCUGGUCAAAAUAAUGUCUCUCAGCAAAAGGAAAGGACGCGACCAGCAACCACAUCUCAAUAACAACAUGCCCUUUACCAUCCACUGUCACAUCGGGAAAGAGAUUAAGCACAUUUGCAGCAAUUGCAGCCGCGGGAACGAUACACAGGACGCUGAGGAAGUAAAGAGGCUGGCCACCAUGCGUUCUGAGUCCUUGGUCUCUGGUACCCAUACUCCACCCAUCCAUUGUCGGAGCAAGUUCGCCACUCUGGGACGCCUCCUCAAGCCCUGGAAAUGGAGGAAGAAGAAGAGUGAGAAGUUCAAGCAGACAUCUGCUGCUCUGGAGAGGAAGAUGUCGGUGCGUCAGAGCAGAGAUGAACUGAUCAAGAGAGGAGUGCUCAAGGAGAUUUUUGAAAAAGCCACUGUUGAAUUCCGAUCUUCAAUAGACGGUGGAGUCUACACUCAGGAGCCAUCUUUUAAGUCAUCUAUGGUCUUGCCUAACAAGAAAUCUGUGACCUAUCCAGGUGACCAUCAGGACACCCCUGCCAAGCCGCCGCUGUACCACAAACAGCCUCCUGCUCUCCCUCCAAAGCCUUUCUCCUGGAUCCCAAACCACAGCACAGAUUCUUGCCAGCCUGUGAAGUUGCCCUGUAUGCCCAGUGGAAAGCACUCUCCUCCUCUGCCUCCCAAGAAAGUGAUGAUUUGUGUGCCUCCAGGAGGACUAGACUCUUCCACCUCACCUUCUCCAUCCCCCAACACUCGCCCUCAGAAAUGUGCCCCUUCCCAGGGCAUGCCCUCCCUCCACGGCACCUUGUUGCCCUCUCAGCUCGCCGGUCUGUCUAGUCUUCAUCAGAGCCAUGGUCACCCGCUCCAGCUUCAGUAUGGCAGCUUGCGUGCGCCUAGCCGCAUCAUCGAGGAGCUCAAUAAAACCUUGGCACUCUCCAUGCAGAGAUUUGAAAGCUCUAUACUGCAUGGAGGUGGUCAGUGUGUGCCUCUGGACAGAAGAGAAGUGCAGUCUGUGAUCACUGACUACGAGGAUGACAAGGAGAACAUGCCCAAUGAGUCGGACUAUGAAGACCUUCCCAGUAUGUAUAAGGAUGAAGACGAUGAUGUGGAUGACGAUGAGGACGAUGAGGAAGACGAUGACUCAAUAUUUACAAGUACCCUGGCUCAGAAGGUGCUGCGGAAAGACUCUCUGGCCAUCAAGCUGAGUAAUCGUCCUUCCAAAAGAGAGCUGGAGGAGAAAAACAUCCUGCCCAUGCAGACAAAUGAGGAGAGACUGGAAUCUAGGCAGCAGAUAGGCACCAAACUCACAAGGCGUUUGAGUCAGAGACCCACAGCAGAGGAGCUAGAACAGAGGAACAUCCUCAAACCUCGCAAUGAACAAGAGGAAAUAGAAGAAAAGAGAGAGAUAAAACGAAGGCUAACACGAAAGCUGAGCCAGAGGCCCACUGUAGAGGAACUGAGACAGGCCAAAAUUCUCAUCCGAUUCAGUGACUACGUGGAGGUGUCAGAUGCCCAGGACUAUGACAGACGGGCAGAUAAACCCUGGACCCGGCUCACAGCAGCUGAUAAGGCAGCUAUACGGAAAGAACUCAAUGACUUCAAGAGCAAUGAGAUGGAAGUUCAUGAGUCAAGUCGCCAUUUAACCAGGUUUCACAGACCAUAGUAGACCACCACUGUCUUGAGCAGUGCCAGACUGGCGCUCUCCUCCACUGAGAACCUUAAGUGCUGGACAGUAAAAUGGUGCCCAUUUCUACAAUAAGGCCAUGUCUUCUGAAAUGCCUUGUCAAGAUCCACACAACCAAGUCGGUACCAUGCCGCAAGAUGCAGACCCCCACUACACCAUCCACUGUAGUAGCACAGAAAGACUCCAGCUGAUUCACAUCACCCCUUUGUGGAAUUUGCUUGAGUGUCUUAAACCUCUCUGCUGAGCCCUCAGGCAGCUGCUCAGCUCUGCGGAGAUUUGGACAGCAGGACAGUUUUUGUUUGUUUGCAAGUGACUGACACUUGUGACAUCUUCUGAGGGCAACUGCACCUUGGUUCAUCAAUCAACAUCAGUGGACAUGUUUUUAACUUUCUCCUUUAUUAUGCUAUCACUCUAGACUAUCUAGCAAUUAUGGAGAGCUCUGUGCGACGAUGCAGGGUUGACUUUUCUGAGCUCACUCUAUCAGCAGGAG
This is a messenger RNA of Monopterus albus (swamp eel), 2632 nucleotides long. Its product is annotated as phosphatase and actin regulator 1-like. Gene Ontology annotation, molecular function: actin binding. The record is from RefSeq and is a predicted model, not a curated record. Gene Ontology annotation, biological process: cell motility; stress fiber assembly. The transcript is spliced from 12 exons. The coding region runs from base 343 to 2121 and encodes 592 amino acids. Lineage: Eukaryota; Metazoa; Chordata; Actinopteri; Synbranchiformes; Synbranchidae.